Hypoxylon fragiforme is the source of this 2824-nucleotide messenger RNA. RefSeq lists its product as uncharacterized. The transcript has 3 exons. The record is from RefSeq and is a predicted model, not a curated record. Lineage: Eukaryota; Fungi; Ascomycota; Sordariomycetes; Xylariales; Hypoxylaceae. The coding region runs from base 359 to 2158 and encodes 599 amino acids.
UUGCCUUAAUUGUCGAUCUGAAUUAGGUCAAAAGGUCAAUAGAACUUGACCGCUAAGUCAGUGGGCAAAGAACGAUUCCAGACUAAUGGGCUUGCCUAAUCACGGGUGGCCGGGUAGGCUUCUGAUGCCCCUUGGCCGAUGAGUGGUGCUCAUUUCAGAUGAAGACAUAGAAAAGCGAGCCGUGGCCGUCACUUGCCGUCUUGUUUCUUCUUCUCUUCCCUCCUCACUCCAUCAUCAAGCCUCGGCCAAGAUAGUCAUUCCUUUGUGCUUUUCGGCAUAGUACACUCUCUUUGGAAUUAAUUUUUAUUCCAGUCCAUUCUUUAACAGUUUGCCGUUUUUGCGCCUGAUUUUAAUCACCAUGCGUUUCUCAACCCACGGCUCCGCGGCCGUGGCCAUGGCGGCAUCGCUCGCCAGCGCCACAGUGCCCGUCGAGCGAAGUCUCCUCAACCUAGACACCCCCAGUGACCUGAGCGAGCCCAUCACCGCCAGCGUGGAUAUUGGUGUAGACUUGAGCGGCACCACCCUCGUGGCUGGUGUCGUUGCCAACAUCGCCCUUCCCCCGGUUGUUGGUGCCGCCGCCGAAGUCGAGGUCGCCGUUGUGUGUGACACCUGCUUCACCAAGGGUACCAUCGAUGCCAGCAUCUCCCUCGCGAAUGUCGUCCCCGCCCUGAGCCUUAAGCUCUCCAACAUCGAGGCCAAGCUCGACCUCGAUGUCUACCUCAGCGCCGCCGCCGUCAUCGCGGUCAACCUAUUCACACCCGAGGCUCCCAUCAAGCUAUCGCUCCCCGGCUUGAACGUUGACGCUCUGGUCUACCUCGACCUCGUCAUCGGUGCUCACACCGAGAUCGACCUUUCCGCUGGCAUUGAUGUCAAGCUUGCCGAUGAGGCUCACAUCGAGACUGAUAUCUUGGCUGGAAAGAUCCUCGACGCCGCUUUCUCUGGUCUCUCCGUCCAGGUCCUCCCCAUCGAGGUCCGCAUUGGAUGCACUGAAGUCAUUGCCGAUCUCCGCCUCCGCGUUGAGCUCGGUGUCGCCGCUGAGGUUGACAUUGACGACGUUCUCCCCAUCCUAGACCUCCCCGAGAUCGGUGCCGGUCUUGAGGUUGCCGUCUUCGCCAACUUGUUGGAGUAUGUCGGUUUCUUCUGCGCCACCCCCUCGUGCCCUCUCUCCACCGAGAAGUACGGACUUAACAUCGGUGCUGCCGUCGAGUUGGACGUCGCUGUGGAGGAUCUCCUGAACCUUCACCUCGCCCCUUCAAUCUCCACUGAGCUCCUCACCCAGCCCAUCAAGACCAUCUGCGAGCACCCCGACUACACUCCUACUGCUAUCCCUACCCCCACUGGCCCCGGUAUCUCAUUCACCGGCACUGCCCACGCUUCCAUCCCCGGUGGUGCUCCUCCUGCCACCAUCACUGGUCCCCCUGGCACUCCCUCUGGAUACAACGGUGGCGAUGUCGUUACUAGCACCAUCACCAACGCCCAGACCUUCACCAUCACCCAGUGCGCCGUCAACGUCCCCAACUGCCCGGCUGGAUACCAGACCACCGCCACCCUCGUCCACACCACUGUCUACACGACGAUCUGCCCGGCUACCCAGACCCAGCACCCCGCCAACCCCCCUCAGACCAAGACUCAGCCCCCUGUCACCGUCACCAAGGAGGUUGUCACUCUUGUCCCUUGCUCCACCGUCGAGACCUUCACUCCUCCCUCUGAGGUCCCUACUCCUCCUUACCCUACCGGUGGCUACAGCACCCCUGCCAAGCCUACCGGCGGUGCCAGCACUCCCCGAAACACCCCUACCGGUGGUGAGGACUACCCCGCUGAGACUCCCGCUUACCCUGCUGAGAGCACCUCCGUUGACGUCCCCCACCGCACUCCCACCGGUGGUGCUUCCACCUCCGUUGACGUUCCCCACUUGACGCCUACUGGUGGUGCUGAGUACCCCAGCACCGCUGUGGAUGUCCCUCACUUGACACCUACUGGUGGCGCUUCCACUUCGGUUGAUGUUCCUCACCUAACCCCCACCGGUGGCCUAACCCCCACCCCCAGCUACCCCGUUGGCGGUGGUGGUGAGCCUCCGAUCGCCACGGCCGCCGCCGCCAAGGUUGGCAGCGGUGUUGCAGGCGUCCUUGCCGUCGCUGGUGCCUUCUUAUUCAUGUAAAUAGGGAGAAAUUAAAAAGAGAAAUAACAGGGGAUGGAAUGAUGUUUUUUAUUAACUUAAAAAUCCGUCUGCGUGGGGAAAUAAUUUAAUGCGAAUGUGAGGUAGUGGUUCAGUUGGUUGUGGUGUGGUUUAAUUUUUUUUUUACCAAGGGACGGACUCUCCAGAGAUAAAAAUCAAAGGCCCCCUCUAAUCUGUAAUGUUUUCAUAGACAAGCGAUCGAGGGCGUGUUAAACACCAUAGCUUUGGGUAGAUACCACUUUAUGUUCAUGAUCUCGUGUAAACUUAUUCGGAUCUUGGGUCGUCGUCAAGUGUGCUGUGUAUUGUACUGUCCUGUCUGGUAAAAAAGAAAGACACCGCAGAGUUGUAGGAGAAAGCCGUUCGUAGUUUUGAAACGCCUUUUCUUUUUUUUCUAGUGUUUCAAUUUUUUCUGUAUACUAUAAGUAGUCAAAUAUGUAACAAUUGUUCUUUUCUUUUGUCACAUUCUACUGUCUUCAUUACUUUAGCUACUUCAAUUCGUCUGUGGCCGUUUUCAAAUACCCCUUUUAAAACGUUUGCUCUUCUACUCUGCUUCCUUUUGACGCAAUGGCCUUCCAUUAACACAUAUGUCUUUUACUUCAAUUUUAUGUCCAGGUCACAUUUUGAUUUGAUAUGAGACUCUAACCUCUG